Chenopodium quinoa (quinoa) is the source of this 760-nucleotide messenger RNA. Its product is annotated as protein ACCELERATED CELL DEATH 6-like. Gene Ontology annotation, cellular component: plasma membrane. Gene Ontology annotation, molecular function: protein phosphatase regulator activity; protein phosphatase 1 binding. The record is from RefSeq and is a predicted model, not a curated record. The transcript has a single exon. Lineage: Eukaryota; Viridiplantae; Streptophyta; Magnoliopsida; Caryophyllales; Amaranthaceae. Bases 53 to 652 code for a protein of 199 amino acids.
GGGCAGGCGAAUCAACACAUUUAAAGAUGUUGAUAUUGAUAUAGAGAAAGCUAUGACAGCUGAUAUAACAACAAAGGCAGAUCGUAUAGUAAAAGCAGGUAAAUCUGAAAUGGUGGUAGCUACGCUAAUUGCAACAGUAUCUUUCACUUCAGCUUUGGCAUUACCAGGUGGAUUCAAUCAAAACCCUGGUACAAACUUUGGUAUGGCUGUGCUUAAAAGUAAAGCAUCCUUCAGAGCAUUUUUAGUUUCAGACAUCAUUGCCUUUUCAUGCUCUACUUCUGCAAUACUCUUGUGCACCUUAAUUGCAGAUGCUUUAUCGACAAGGCGAAAUAUGCAACGCUUGUUCUGGGCUAGACUACUCACAGUAAUUUCAUUGGGUGCUAUGGGGAUAGCACUAAUGACGGGUGUGUGCGCCGUGUUAUCUCAUUCCUCCGCCCUUGUAAUUACUAUUUGGGUCAUCUCUGUGGUUUUCUUCGUCUGCUAUAUCCCUUUCCUUAUCUCAGUUGUUGGUAUUGUAGUACGACGUUAUAUGAAGUGUGUUUUAAGGAGUCGUGAGAUGCUGCAUGGGUUGCAGGAUGCAAAUUCUGGUAAUUUCCAAGAUAUUGCAGGAAUUAUUAUGGUGUGCUCGUCUUUGAUCACCCGUCAUUUAUAAGUUUUCUUUGUACAAUGUGUUCAAAUAAAGCCCUGUUCUUGUAAAAUUAGUUUUGACGAGUAAAAUUUAUUUCUAAUGUUAAAUGUGCUAUAAUAUGAAAUUGAUUUA